This is a messenger RNA of Staurois parvus, 401 nucleotides long. NCBI's taxonomy places the organism in Eukaryota, Metazoa, Chordata, Amphibia, Anura, Ranidae. The record is from the annotation of a GenBank genome assembly.
UCAAUACCAGCAUUCAGGAUGAACCAGGUAUAUUUUAUGGCGUAAGCAGCCAGUAUGAGAGCCCAGAGAAUAUGACCAUCACCUGUUCUUCCAAAGUCUGCUCCUUUGGAAAGCAAGUAGUGGAGAAAGUAGAGACAGAGUAUGCUCGGUUUGAAAAUGGACGUUUUCUUUAUCGCAUCCAUCGCUCACCCAUGUGUGAAUAUCUCAUCAAUUUCAUCCACAAAUUAAAGCAGCUUCCAGAAAAAUAUAUGAUGAACAGUGUGUUAGAAAACUUUACUAUACUGCAGGUGGUUACAAAUCGGGACACUCAAGAACUGCUCCUCUGCAUAGCUUAUGUAUUUGAAGUGUCCACCAGUGAACAUGGAGCUCAGCAUCACAUCUACAGGCUGGUGAAAGACUGA